Merops nubicus (carmine bee-eater) is the source of this 490-nucleotide messenger RNA. It is a transcript of the gene CFAP300, whose product is annotated as chromosome unknown open reading frame, human C11orf70. Lineage: Eukaryota; Metazoa; Chordata; Aves; Coraciiformes; Meropidae. The record is from RefSeq and is a predicted model, not a curated record. The transcript has 4 exons. The annotation marks the transcript as partial.
UGCAAGGCAGGAUCACAGCACAAGCGUUCGGUUUCGACCAGCACUUUAAGCCCUAUCAAAAGGAUGAAUUUGUUAUGGCAUUUUUUAAUGAUGAAAACGUGAACUCCAGUUUAAAGUUGCUUUCAGCUUCAGGACAGUGGACUACAUUGGGUUCCAAAGUGACAAAAACCGAAGCUACAGUGGUGCCCUGUACACAGAUUUCCAUGUCAUUCUUUGAUCGGCUCUACUCUGAAGGAGUUGUUAGAGAAACUGGAGAUAUUGUGAAAUGUUAUGAUGAGUAUUACGAUGAUGUUCUCAUCUCUGACGAAUUAAGGAAGCUCUUGCUUCUGGAAGAUUCAGACUAUUAUGACUUAUUCAGUCAAUCAGAUCGCCAGGAAUUUCUGUUCUGCCUUUUUAAGCAUCUUUGCAUUGGAGGAGCUCUUUGCCAGUUUGAAGAUGUAGUUGGCCCAUACUUAGAAACUACAAAAGCUUUAUAUAAAGACUUGGUGAG